UUGGUCAAAUAAUCUAAACCCAGAUCUUUGUAAGGAUCCCAUAAAUGAAGACGAAAAAAUUUUUAUUGUUCAAUGCGCCGAUCAAAAUAUGCAAAAUGAAAAAUUUCUUACGAAAAUAGUUGAUUUGACACGAAAGGAAUAUAAAAAAUUAUUUUCUGAGAACAAGAUCAAGAAUUUUUUGCACACUAGAAAAAGAAGACUUGAUCGAAUUCAAGAACUGCCAAAACUUGAAGUUUAUGAGCCCAAACCUUUUCCUCCACAGUCUAAUAUUCCGCCUAUGAAACCUAUCUUUGAUUGA
Funneliformis caledonium is the source of this 298-nucleotide messenger RNA. Lineage: Eukaryota; Fungi; Glomeromycota; Glomeromycetes; Glomerales; Glomeraceae. The record is from the annotation of a GenBank genome assembly.